ACUGCCGCCUCCAUGUGCCUCCAGUUGUGAUGCAUUUUCUCUUGUCAGGAUAGUUGUCUGCUGUCUUCUGUUAAUAUCUGAGGUGUAAGUACAGAAAGCAAAGGGAAAAGCAAUGGCCUCUGGAGAUAUUGCUCAGAUUACAGAGGCGCUGGCCAAGACCCAUGUUGGAGAAGUGGAAUUAAGUUAUAAGGGACAAGGACUGAAGUUGGACAAUGCUGAGUCAGUGAAAGAGAUGGUGCAGGAUAUCGAACAGUGUCAGGGGCUGCAGUCUCUCAGAUUGGAGGGAAACACAUUGGGGGUUGAAGCAGCACAGGCAAUUGCAAAGUCUCUUGUAGCAAAAAGGGAAUUGGAGCAAUGCCAUUGGAGUGACAUGUUCACGGGUCGCCUUCGCUCUGAAAUUCCACCUGCUCUGAUAUCAUUGGGCAAUGCUUUGAUGGCAUCAGGGGCCAGAAUGACUCAUCUGGACUUGAGCGACAAUGCCUUCGGCCCUGAUGGUGUAAAGGGAAUUGAAAGCCUCCUGAAGAGCUCUGCAUGCUACACCUUACGUGAGCUCAGGCUUAAUAAUUGUGGCAUGGGCAUUGGAGGGGGUAUGGUCCUUGCUUCUGCUUUGACUGAAUGCCAUAAGCAGUCUAGUGCAGCUGGCUCCCCCCUGAGGUUAAAAGUCUUCAUAGCCGGACGUAAUCGGUUGGAGAAUGAUGGUGCCACUGCACUUGCCAAAGCAUUUAAGUUAUUAGGCAGUCUUGAGGAGGUCCAUAUGCCACAGAAUGGAAUUAACCAUCCUGGUAUCACUGCUUUAGCCACUGCCAUAAAGCACAACCCAAACCUUCAGGUCCUCAACCUCAACGACAACACUUUUACUAAGAGAGGAUCAAUAGCCAUGGCAGAGGCUGUUAGGCACCUCCAGUGUCUUAAGGUCAUCAAUUUUGGGGACUGUUUGGUACGCUCAGAAGGUGCUAUUGCUAUAGCAGGGGCCCUUAGAGAGGGACUGCCAUUCCUCAGGGAGCUGAAUUUGUCAUUUGGAGAGAUUUGCGAGGCUGCAGCUGUGGUAGUUGCAAAGGCUGUUCAGGGCAAAGCUGAUCUGGAGAAACUGGAUCUCAACGGAAAUUGCUUUGGAGAGGAUGGCUGUGAAGCUCUCAGGGACGUGAUGGAGAGCAUGAACAUGAAAGAUCUGCUGAGCUCGCUCAGUGAUGAUGAAGGAGAACCUGAAGAAGAUGAUGAUGAGGAGGAGGAGGAAGAUGAGGAAGAGAGGGAAGAGGAAGAGGAUGUAGAGGAAAAUGGUGUCAAUGGAACAAAAGAUGUAACUGAAGAAAAGGAGGAGCCUCACUGCAGCUCUGAGCUCACGUCCUUCCUCAUCUCCCCGUCAGCUGAGAAACUGAUCUCCCUUGGAGCCAAAAGGAUCCAGCUCAUUGAGCAGCAGGUUGACGUCUCCGAUGCUAGUAAGGUGUCAGAAGUUUUUCUCAAGAUUUCAUCAGUAUACAAAGAUGAACCAGAAGUAAAGCAAGCUAUUUUUGAGAGCACUGAUGCUCUAUUGAGGAAAGCCUUUUCCAACUCCCACUCUCAAUCUUAUAGUUUUAUCUCCUCACUGAUGGUGAACCUGGGACUUUUAAAGAGUGAAGAUAAGAAGAUAAAGAGGGUGACUCUACUGCCUGGACACUUGCUCGCUUUGGAGCACGCAGCUGCGCGGGAUUUCUUCCCAGCAGAUCAGGCUGAUGUUCUGGAAACAUUUGUGUCACGAAAUGGCAAAGUCUUAGAAUCCUGCUGCAGUGCCAGAGAUGCUCUCAAGACCACAUUGGUGAAAAGGACCACUGCUUAAUUCUUAACCCUCAUUACAGAGCCACUGAAAUUACUUAAUACGGGUAAAAAAAAAAAAAAAAAACCUUGACAGGA
This is a messenger RNA of Sinocyclocheilus grahami, 1887 nucleotides long. RefSeq names its product ran GTPase-activating protein 1-like. Gene Ontology annotation, molecular function: small GTPase binding; GTPase activator activity. The transcript is spliced from 16 exons. The record is from RefSeq and is a predicted model, not a curated record. Bases 113 to 1813 code for a protein of 566 amino acids. NCBI's taxonomy places the organism in Eukaryota, Metazoa, Chordata, Actinopteri, Cypriniformes, Cyprinidae. Gene Ontology annotation, cellular component: perinuclear region of cytoplasm; cytosol; nucleus. Gene Ontology annotation, biological process: activation of GTPase activity; nucleocytoplasmic transport; signal transduction.